Molecule: messenger RNA, 2380 nt
Organism: Cylas formicarius (sweet potato weevil)
Lineage: Eukaryota; Metazoa; Arthropoda; Insecta; Coleoptera; Brentidae
Product: prestin-like
Exons: 12
Coding region: 110-2170 (686 amino acids)
Biological process (GO): transmembrane transport
Cellular component (GO): membrane
Molecular function (GO): oxalate transmembrane transporter activity; chloride transmembrane transporter activity; bicarbonate transmembrane transporter activity
Source: RefSeq, a predicted model, not a curated record
CAAUAACAUUUUGUGAUUUAGUUAAAUUGUAAAGGCACAUAACGGUUUUAACAUUACCGUAGUUGUUUGUGUGCGACCAGGUAGUGUUGUCGUUUGGUGGCUCGGGAGCAUGGAAGCAGAAGACUGCCACAUACGCAUAGACAGGCCGUACUAUGAGCAUAGGAAACUGAGGGAAGAUUUCUAUUACGAAAAACCGAAAAAAGCGAAUGCAGCCAAAGAAUGGUCGGAAAACUUUCGACCGAAGAAAUUUAUAGUAAGCGUUUUUCCCGUGUUCGAGUGGAUUUUCAAAUACAACUGGAAGAAAGAUAUCGCGCCAGACAUAAUUGCCGGAUUUACAGUGGCCAUUAUGCACAUACCGCAAGGUCGAAUGGCCUACGCCAUGUUGGGAAAUGUGCCCGCAAUCGUCGGCAUUUAUAUGGCUUUUUUUCCUGUAUUGGUGUAUUUCUUCUUCGGAACGUCUCGGCAUAACUCGUUGGGAACAUUUUCCGUAGCCUGUUUGAUGACGGGAAAAGCUGUGAUCGAGCACAGCGAUCCCAGCUACUUCGCCAACUCUCCCGAGAUUAGUAAUGGGACUAUGACUGGUGAACCCACUGGCUAUAGUCCGGUACAAGUAGCUACGGCAGUAACGUUUAUAGUGGCACUAUUCCAAAUCGCUAUGUACGUUCUGAGAUUGGGCAUCGUGAGCGCAUUAUUGUCCGAAACGUUGGUGAGCGGGUUUACUACUGGCGCGGCGAUUCAUGUGCUGGUUUCUCAGAUAAAAGAUCUGUUAGGUCUAAGUAUACCCAAGUUUAAAGGCAACUUCGUUAACAUUUACACGAUGAUAGCCGUAUUCGAGAGAAUCUCCUCAGUAAACGUGGCCGCUUUGAUUAUAUCGGCUGUAACGAUUUUUACGUCAGUGAUCAAUAACGAUUAUUUGAAGCCUAUAGUCGCCAAGAAGUCACCAAUUCCGUUUCCUAUGGAGUUGGUAGCCGUCGUGGUAGGCACGGUGGUUUCAAAAUACUGUUAUUUGGUCGACUCGUACGGAAUCAAGGUUGUUGGGGACAUACCAGUAGGCAUACCCGAACCCCACCUUCCGCCGUUUGGGUUAAUGUCGAGCAUGGUGGUGGACGGCAUCACCAUAGCGAUCGUCUCCUACACGAUCAAUUUGUCCAUGGCUUUAAUUUUUGCCCAGAAAUUGGAUUACGAGGUCGACGCCAACCAAGAGUUACUAGCGAUGGGCGCAGGCAACAUAGUAGGCUCAUUCUUCUCCUGCAUGCCGGUAUGCGCGUCCCUUUCAAGGUCUCUGAUACAGCAGGUUGUCGGUGGCGUGUCUCAAAUAGCCUCUAUAGUGUCCUGCGCCAUAUUGCUGGCGGUGUUGUUGUGGAUUGGCCCGUUCUUCGAAUUACUUCCAAAGGCCGUGCUAGCAAGCGUUAUAGUCGUCGCGCUCAAGGGCAUGUUGCUGCAGACCCUCGAUUUUCUCAAGUUUUGGAAACUGAGCAGGAUCGACGCUUUGGUUUGGGCUACGACGUUUUUGUCUGUGGUUUUCAUCGGGAUCGACAUCGGAUUAGGUAUCGGCAUAGCGAUGUCGCUAUUUACCAUUUUCGUGCUUAGCUUUAGGCCGUACACCUGCCUUCUGGGCGAAGUGCCCAACACAGACUUCUACUUGGACAUAACCAGAUAUAAAGGGGCAAAAGAAAUUAAAGGGAUGAAAAUUUUCCAUUACUCGGGUGGACUUAACUUCGCCACCAAAUCUAUCUUUAAAGCGGAUCUGAUACGCUUGGUGGGGGUCAAUCCGCAGAAAGAGGUCAUCUACAGGGCAAAACUCGCUAAAUAUUUAGACAGGGCGGAAGAAAAGUCGAAGAAGUCCUUGUCGACCAAGCUCGAGAGGGUGCAACACAAAGUGAACACGGACUUGAGGUGUCUGAUACUCGACUUUUCUUCGGUUAGUUACAUCGAUCCUUCGGGAGUGACGAUGCUAAAAAGUAUUAUCGAAAGCUUUAUGAAGCUGAGCGUUCCCGUUUACAUAGCGGGCAGUAAAGAGCACGUGUACGAAAUGCUUACCAAAUGCGAUCCGGAAUACUGUAAGAAUUUGGGAUUCAGACUGUUCCCCACCGUCUACGACGCUCACCACUAUUCCACGGAAAUAUUCCGGACCAGUUCUAAUUCCAGCAUAUCGACGAUCAAGAUCUAAUAUCAAAAAGCGACUGAUUCUUUUGUUGUGUAUUUAUUUUUGGGUGUUCGUUUCAGAUGUAUUAAACUUAUUUUUGUUGCAUGGCGUUUUAAUUCCUCGAGUCAAACUAAAAUGGACCUAGAAUGAAUUAAUGAAUAGGAAAAACCCUUUUUUGGAUGUCACUCAAGAGACAUUAAAUAAAAAUUAUCCUAAUGGUUUUUCAUGUACAAA